Molecule: messenger RNA, 1289 nt
Organism: Dreissena polymorpha
Lineage: Eukaryota; Metazoa; Mollusca; Bivalvia; Myida; Dreissenidae
Exons: 5
Coding region: 309-1274 (321 amino acids)
Source: RefSeq, a predicted model, not a curated record
UGCAAAUAUCACGCGGGGAUCACAUGAUAAACCUCAUUGUACUUUGCAAGUCGACAACCCUAAGCCGUCGCAUCGAGUUAGGUGGAAGUUUACUUUAAAGAAGUCAAGUGAACAAAUGUUUAUUGGUAUUUAUGAACAAAUACUUAUUAGUGUAUAAAGAUGAAACACUGAGGGCAAUAAAGAACAUUUUUCGGAGUAGAACUGAAAAGAGGAUUUUACUGGCGAUGAAACUAGUGUCAAUAUGAUAUAACCUUCUACUAUACGGUUGACUUCAAGAGAACCCAUCACUCGAUGGUGAAUGUAGUCUUAUGAGGAUGACCGCCAACACCAACAUAUUUACCGACAAGCGGACAAACAACUGGUUCAAGGCGUGCAUAGCCCUUAAUGUCACAAAGGAAGGGCUGGCUCAUUUUGUUGAUACAGAGAUAACAACAGUCCACAAUGCUGUUGGUAGAAGUUGCGGAAAUUGUUGUACGGAGAACCUAGUAGCAUGUCCCACUAAAGGGAUAUGUAAAAACACAAAGAACUGCAUUUACCAUACACAAACCAAGCGACCCCGCCAAUGUCCAAUGAAACUGUGUAACCUCGCCGCAAAAAGUAUAACCUCACAACAUAGAUAUAAUGGCCCAUCUUGGUUCAACACCAAAGCAGAACUGUGGUCGACAGAUCAUUGGCAAAUCGCCAAAUGUUUUUUCCCACCAGAUGGAUAUAUUAAUGUUUCGUCGAUUUAUGAAACGGAUUUCAACGGUGUCAUCAGUGUGCUUCUUAACUGCAAACAUUUUGAGACCUGUAUUUCAUUUACCAUUGCACCGAAACCACCGGCACCAGAAUGCCUUUUAACACGGGCCCGUCAAAUAGGCCGAGAUAUUCGUCACACACCCGACUGCAAAGUAAGUGACGACGAACUACAUGACUUUUUCCAAACACUGGACACGCUUCUGGCAGAUCCAAAGUGUUUAGCCCAGGAUCCGGUUGCUUCAUCAGCAAGAACUAAACUUUUGGAUUUGCAGAAUGAUUGUCUAACCCUUACUGAACUGGGCGAGCUUUUAAAAGAGGCCAAUCAGAUCCUCAUCCAAGCACGAGAGUCCGGAGAACGAUUUUCAGAAAAUGCUGAAAGGACCCUUACAGAAGCUCUAAAUACCUUAGAGGCUGCUAUACUUGCGGGAGAACAACGCAUUGAAAACAAGAUACAGGAUGGUAUUGAGCGUGUGACUCAAGCAGUUUAUGAAACGGUGCAAGAAGAUUACGAAAGAGCAGUAGCAGACACAUCGUGACACUGUCAUAGACGC